Messenger RNA from Ostreobium quekettii, 924 nucleotides. The record is from the annotation of a GenBank genome assembly. NCBI's taxonomy places the organism in Eukaryota, Viridiplantae, Chlorophyta, Ulvophyceae, Bryopsidales, Ostreobiaceae.
AUGACCGACCUCUACCUGCGCACCCUCCAGCCCUGCACGGCCGCGGCCGGCGCCGCGCCGGGCUCAUUCACCGCCCCCGCCCCCCAGCUGCUGAUCAAUCUCCAGACCCGACUGGCCCUCUUCCAGCUCGACGAUGAUUCCGCCUCCCUGAAUCCUCUGGACGAGUUUCCUGUCUUCUCGCGCGUCUGCCACCUGGCCACCUUGCCGCGGGACGGCGAACUGGACGCGGCGGUGAUCUGCACCAAGGACGGCGUGACCGUGUCGGCAUGGGACGGCUCUGCCAUGCGGCCGCUGGCCGACGGGAUCUGCUGGGAGGCGCCGGGGGGCGCCGGGCCUGCAGUGCGGCGCGUGGAGGGCGUGGCUGUCAGCGGGCUGCACGCGCCGGCAGGGAUGGCGGGGAGGGUGGGUAUGAUCGCGGCGGCUGUGUUCGAUGAGGCGAUCCAUGUCGUGAGGAUGGAGGCGGGACGGUGCCCGGUGACGGCACGCACGGGUGGGAUCCACGCGCGGGCGGAGGCCUUCGGCCUGAGGGAGGCGCUGGGCAUGGCGGGCAGAGGGCCAGAUUGGUAUGCCCAUCAGGCAAUAACCGUGCUGGACAUGGCAUUUGUGCCAGCACCCUUUGAAUCCGAGGACCAACACCUGCUGGCCGUUCUCUACCGUAUUGAAGCCACCAUCGGACAUUUGGUGCACCUGGACUGCUUGGAUGUCAAUAUGAAGGACGGCAAGCUCCGAGCAGGUCCCUGGCACAUCAGGAAGGAAUGUUCACUCGACAACAUCUCUGGUACUUCCGCACGAGCCCUCCUGCGCUGUGCCUGGCACGGAAUGGGCUGGCCUAUGGGGAGUACUGGUGGUCAGUGCUGUGGGCGUGAGGUUUGCGGGCUGCAACGACUCGCUGGACCUGCUCCAGCGGGAGGUGCCUGUGGUUGA